AGGAAAUCCGGCAGGAAAGCUGAGGGGGAAACAGCGGGAGCAGCGGGCUGAUCCCGGGGGAUCAUCCCAAAGUGACGGAGAAGAAACGAGGCUCUGAAGGACCCCAAACCCUCACCUGGAAGGAGCCGAUGCGAUGGAGGGAGCUCAGCCCCACCUGAGCGCAGACCUGACCACCCCGUACCUGGGGAAGGCUCCCACCCCCCCCGGCCAUGAGGACGCCGACACCGCCGUCAUCGCAGUGGUGAUCACGCUGGUGUUCCUCACGCUGCUGACGGUGCUGCUGGUGAUCGGGAUUUACCUGUACAGGAACCAGGGCUCGUAUCGCACCUACGAGCAGCCCGAGCCCGACACGGCCCCGCGGGAGGAGGCGCCGCCCAAGGACAAGGAGGAAUAUUUUAUCUAAGGACACCCCUGGCAUCCACAGCGGUCCCGAAAUUCCCCGGACUCGGGGGUCUACACGGAUUUUCAGGAGUUAGGAUGUUCCCUGAAUUCCCUGACAUCGGGGAUCUGCCCCAAUCUCCUGGAGUUGGGGGUGCACCUAAAUAUCCCGCAGCUGAGAUCUGCCAAAAUUUCUUGGAGGUGGGGGAUCUUCCUAAGCUGGGAAUCUGCUUAAAUUCCCUGCAGCUGGGGCUCUACUUGAAUUUCCUGGCAUUGGGGUUCUGCCUAAAUUCCCUGGAUUUGGGGAUCCACCUAAACUGGAAACCUGCCUAAAUUCCCUGGGGCUGAGGUUCUGCCUGAAUAUCCUGGAGCUGGGAUCUGCCUGAAUCCGCUGGAGCUUGUGAUCUACCCGAAUUCCCUGGAGCUGAGGAUCUACAGGCUGGUUUUAGUUGGUUUGGGUAUUUUUUUUUUCCACUUAAUUUAUGAAGCCAACCGUGGAAGGAAUAUGUGGGUGCCUGAGUGCAGGAAAAAACCUAAAUACUCCCCCAAAAAUAAUAACCCCGAAAGAGGAAGUUCCCAACCCAGCAGGAAAAAGGAAAGAAAUGAGGAAACCCCCGGCUGGCAGCAGCCAAAGGGGUUCUCAGAGGCCCAACAGAAAUCUGUUAGUUCGUUUAAAUUUUCAAAAUAAUCUUUAUUUUUGGUUUUUAGUAUAAAAACUGCACAAGUUCAGUGCAGCACAGGGAGCCCGAGAGCCAAGCUCGGGAACAGUCAGGGAUGGUCACACACACAGAGGACACGGAUUCAGAUUAAAGUGAAAUGUUACAAUAAAUAGAGUCCAAUCUGAGCUCUUUCUUCAGCAAACAACCCAAAAGAAGGAAAACGCCCGACAGAGGAUCCCUGGAAUGCUCCUCCCGAGCUUGUGGAGGUUUGGUUAUCAAUGCAGGCACGAGUCACUGCUAAACACAUCCAUCAAGCCAUUCAUAAAAUCCACCACACAUCCCAUUCACAAACCCUCCAAUAAACAGCUCAUUGAUAGCCCCAUUGAUAACCCCAUUAAUAAUAAACCCAUUGAUAAUAAA
Molecule: messenger RNA, 1457 nt
Organism: Oenanthe melanoleuca
Lineage: Eukaryota; Metazoa; Chordata; Aves; Passeriformes; Muscicapidae
Gene: SMAGP
Product: small cell adhesion glycoprotein
Exons: 4
Coding region: 134-403 (89 amino acids)
Source: RefSeq, a predicted model, not a curated record